GCUUCUCUCUAAGGCUGAGCCUUAGUCGUAUAUUUUACCUUUCGACACCCCCGGCGACUUCAUCUUUUAGCCUUCUACCUAGUCUCUCGCUUAGUGGCCCUGACUCUUCGCUUAUGUAUCUUCCGCUGGCUUUACCCCUUUUGUUAUUCGCCCAGGCGGCACCUGCGGCUCGUGCAUUCGAGCCUCACAGGUCGUUGGCACGAGCGACGGAACAAUUUCACAGAUACGCAAAGAGACAUAGUGCACGAUUCGCUCGCGACCUCCGUGUUGUCUUCCAAGGCCUGUCUGUCGAGCAAGCCGACUCUGACCCGAACGCUUCACGUCAAGUGUACUGCGUUCGUCCAGAUGACUUAUCGGCAGGACUAAAAGGGAAUGGGUCGUCCACGUCCCCAGCUACGAACCGCCCUGGAUCGACGGGAACCGCUUCAGGGGCGACGCCAACUGCUACAUCUGCUUACAAGUUAGUCGAAUCGCAUUCAGGAAAGAAUUUCUUCGACAGAUUCUCGUUCUGGGACAUCGCGGAUCCCACUGAUGGUACUGUUGACUACCAAAGCCAAUCAAAUGCGGAGUCCGACGGUUUGAUAAACAUUAAUGAUGCUGGCAACGCUGUGAUGAGAGUAGACACAACAUCGACGAUAUCCGGGAAUCGGAAGAGCGUCCGCAUAACCACCGAGAAUACUUUCACUCAGGGUAUUUUCGUUCUCGAUGCCGUACAUAUGCCGCAAGGCUGCGGAACCUGGCCUGCUUUCUGGUCAAAUGGUCCCGACUGGCCUACGUUUGGUGAAAUAGACAUCAUGGAAGGUGUAAAUGACUACACAAACAACCAGGCCACGGUUCACACUGCACCAGGAUGCACUAUUCCAUCAAAUUCGACUCCCCAAUCGCUCGAUAUUGCAGCAACGCUUGUUGGUGUCACCAAUUGCGCUGCAGCGGAGACAAGUAAUCAGGGAUGUGGUAUGAGAUCUAACUCGAAUACCACCUAUGGUUCUGGUUUCAACUCAAUUAGUGGUGGCGUAUAUGCCAUGGUCUGGGAUGAUGACCAGAUCGCAGUGUACUUCUUCCCUCGUGGUUCAAUUCCGCAGGAUCUCCUUGCAGAGGCGCCGCUGCCUGAUACGUGGGGCACGCCAAUGGCGCGAUGGCCGUCCUCGAGCUGUGAUAUGGCCAAAUUCUUCAAGAACCACUCGAUUAUCAUCAAUACUACGCUCUGUGGGCAAUGGGCGGGAAGUGUCUGGGGCUCAACAGGCGUCCCAGGUCAGGAAUCAAGCUGUGCCACACGUACGGGAUAUUCGACGUGCGAGGACUUUGUACGCAACAGCGGUGCGUCGUUCGGUCAAGCGUACUGGGAGAUAUCGAGUAUGAAGGUGUAUCAGACGUCUCGUCAAUCAUAGAACUCAUAAUAUGGAACAGUAUACAUUUAUUUGGGAAUUAGAGGGUUGUAUUGGAUAUAUGUAUCAGCGUAGAAUAUUUGGAUAAUG
Molecule: messenger RNA, 1475 nt
Organism: Fomitiporia mediterranea MF3/22
Lineage: Eukaryota; Fungi; Basidiomycota; Agaricomycetes; Hymenochaetales; Hymenochaetaceae
Product: glycoside hydrolase family 16 protein
Exons: 12
Coding region: 114-1388 (424 amino acids)
Biological process (GO): glucan catabolic process
Molecular function (GO): hydrolase activity, hydrolyzing O-glycosyl compounds
Source: RefSeq, a predicted model, not a curated record